AUGAGAGCAACAUCGGAGGCGUCGGAGGAACGAUCUUAUCCGGACUCCGGAGAGGCGGAGAGCAUCCAGAGAGAGAUUCUGAGAGAACAUGGAGAGAGACACAUAGGAGUUGUCGAAAGGAGAAAUAACAUGGGUCUUGGCUCUAACUCCGACCUUAAACCCAACCAACUCUACCUCCUUCGUCUGCGACCUCCAAUAUCCGACCCCCGACGGCGGCCGCCCUUCCCUUGUCUUCGGCCUCCAACCAUUAGCAAUGGCGACGACGCUCUUCUCUUCUCUCCUGCUUCCCUUCGCUUUCCAAGAGUUUCAGAAAUGUUCUCCGGCAGCCAAUUCGACGCCAACUCCGCCUUCGCCGGCGUAGGCUUCAUGUCUUCUCAGGCCACUCAAUACGGCGGUGAUUCCAAUUCCUUUGCAUCUAGGGAAUCGGCAAUCUCGAAUCUUAAGGAGUUACUGGCGGAUCCAGUGAUCGGUAACAACCCGAUUCUGAGGAUGGUCGCCAGGAAUGUGUUCAUGCAUGAGCAGGACUAUAAUGAAGCCUUCAAGUACACAUGCCGGCGGCAAUUUGGUACUGUGCAGAGAUGUGAUUCCUCGAAUAUAGGAGGUUGCCAUUCUACUGAGGCUUCAGACUUUGUACUUCUUGGACAACUUUAUAACUGAUGCCUUUGAUUCCACUGAAGUAGUUCUUGGAGACCAAUUCCAAAUUGAAGGAUCUAGAGAGUUGCAACUCAUCCUUUGAUUCCAUUUCAAGUAGGGUUGAGCAAGUAUUUGAUGGUGCUGAUGUACGUGAAAGCGAAAUUCCAUGGGAAGACCUGGUUAUUGGAGAAAGAAUUGGACUAAGUAUUGCAAAUUGCCUGGUCAGACUCCCCUAUUCUGUCUUUAAAACUGUCAGUGUUCAAUCCUAA
Argentina anserina (silverweed cinquefoil) is the source of this 902-nucleotide messenger RNA. RefSeq lists its product as uncharacterized. NCBI's taxonomy places the organism in Eukaryota, Viridiplantae, Streptophyta, Magnoliopsida, Rosales, Rosaceae. The record is from RefSeq and is a predicted model, not a curated record. The transcript is spliced from 4 exons. Bases 1 to 657 code for a protein of 218 amino acids.